UUUCGUUUUUAUCUUGGACUUGAGGUUUUUUCAAUAAACGUAAGAAACCGAUAAACAAAUAUUUUGCGCCACAGGCACUUUUGUUCCAAUUAUUUAAAAAACGGCCAAAAUGCUUAACAUUUCAAAGGAACAAGGGAAAUCUAGUGCAAUUAAAAGUUAAAAUUUGUUGCAUUUGUUUAAUUGAACAACCUAAACUGUUUUUCGAUCCAUCGUUUAAUCAAUUACGAACAAAGGACCACAAGAAAUAGCAAUACAUCAGUAAUUUCUGAUUUAUUGCAUUCAGGUGCUGGUCUAUUUUUACAACAGUUAACAAUACAUAGAGCCAACUAAACUCAAAACGAUCACUCAAACUUGGGUCGUAAAGCUGCAGAAGAAAUUCGAAAAUUGAAUGGAGAAAAAAAUUAUUUAGGAGCUUACUGAUUUGUCAGUAGCAGAGAAAUGAGAAUUUCGUUCGUUAGAUUCCCAAAACAUGGGUCCUGGCAAAAUCGGUGGAAUCCAUUGCACAAAAAUGGGCUGACGAAUUCCCUAGAAAAUUAGCCGUUGUAAUCACUUCACAGACCGAUGUGUUGGGAGCGAUGGAGACAGGAUCAUGCUGGUGAUGUCAUCACCAGUAUUUUUCGAAAAUAAUGAAAUGCCGUGGAAUCGGCAGGAAAUUCUUAAAGUUACUUGUUUUCUUCCCAUUCAAACGCACAUCAUGCUUUCGUUUGCACGCAUUCCAACUAAAAAGUUAGGAAUAGCCACAUCUAGCGACCUUACAGUGUAACAUACGGCACUGUCAGUUCUCCUAGCGGCAAGAGGUGAAAUACCGUCAUGUUGUAAACAAACAAACAAACAAAUCUCAGAGUGCUUUAGCUUCAGUCGUUAGUUUUCGACAGCAAUUUUUUUUUCUCGGUUAGAAAUUUAGAAUGUCCGUUUCUAAGCAAAACUCUGAUGAAUCCAGUGUUGAAGAAAAUGGUGAAGCAAUAACGGAAGAUGACGAAAGACUUAAAGGAGAUGCGAUAGGUGAUACGUUGUAUUCGGAAUCGUGGAUCUUGAAAACUUUAAUGAAACUUACUGAGAACCAUAACAAUUUUGAAACUCAAGAGAGCAAUGCAGUUGAACUGGAUGAAUCCUUGGAAACAGACCUGUGUUUGUUGUGGGACAUGUCUGCAGAUAAAGAAGUUGCACAUUGUUUAUUUCAGCAUGACAUUUUAUCCUUAGCAAAAUGUGUCAUUGAAGAAAGUGUAGCCCCAAGAUUAACGGAGAUUGGAAUUGGAAUCCUAGCAAACCUAUCUUGCCAACAAAAGAUAGGCCAUGAAAUCCUAUUGGAUAGUGAGUUGCUGACUGGUGUAGUAAACUUGAUGUCUAGUGAAGACUCCCAAACAAUUAUCCAGAUUGUUCGGCUCCUAGAUAAUUUGAUUCACUAUUCUGACAAUAAAUCCUAUCACUAUUCUAAAAAUAAAUCCUGCAGUAGUCUUCUUGAUGAUGAAGCCUUAUGGAUGUCUGUUGCCUUCAUCCUUGAAAACUCUCUAAAAGAAGAGUUGUUAAUUGGAUCUGCUAAGUUGCUUGAAAACCUGACUAGACAUAUGAAACAUGACGAAGAAGUUCCAUAUAAAAACAUUCUUAGUGGGAUAAUAGAAGCUCAAAAGCAACUGCAAAGUGGCAACUCAGAUAUCGCUUUUGAUUAUCCACUAGAGGUUCGAGAUUCAUUUGUCGCCCUGGUUUCGGCGUUUUACAAUUUCAGCAGACAUAAACCUAUGCAAAUAGAAAUCGUGAACGCGCGAGACCGUGUUGAUUCGUUCUUAUCGUUUCACUUUUCCUUUCUACUGAAAAGCGUCUGCGAUUCCACAGAGGAGGAAUUGGCCAGUUUAACUGCAAGUGCCGUGCAAGCGGUCACGAUCUUCUUCAUCACCUUCAGUUCAGCACCACUUGAUUGUAAGAUAUUGGAGUUGGUGGGCCACGUUGGCAGUAAACUAGAGCCAUACGUGGACGGAGAAAACGAGCUCAGCAAAUGCGCAUCUGAUUACAGCGAAAUAGUUGGCGAUUGUUUCCGUAAACAGCUCGAUUUGUUUGCCAUUGACUAUUUCCUUGGUUUGCUCGAAUCACUCAACACCAAAGCCCUUGCCUUCAUUCUACAAGCAGCUCAUCGAACAGUACCCGAUCGCCUCCAACAAGUCGUAGAUGCCGCCCGGAGUAGAGGAUCAUUUAACAAAGUGAUUGAAACUUACGAAUCAUGUGUAAGGAAUGCUGUCCGCUAGAUGUCUCGUGUUUGGUUUGAAUUGUAAAAUUGUAACACAGCAGCGUCCCUUCGUUUAUCGAUCGCUGUCAAAACCGGAAUUCCUGCUCUAUUCUUUCUCUAUUUUAACGCACGUACCUAUUCUUGCUCAGCUCACAAUAUGGUUUUCUGUCGGGAGUUCGUCGCAAAUACAAAGAGGGAGAGAGAUCUUCUAUUGAAACCCCAGUUCUUGUGUUUGCAUUGUAUUCGGCUGUUGUGCACUGCCUUGAAUCCCAUCCAACGUAGUCCCCAAUCAACCUUCCUUUAUUUAUUUUUUUGCGUGCAAUGCACGACACAGGCCAGUCAAUAGCCUAUACCGAUGGCCCUAAACCAUGCUAUCCAUGAGCUCGACGCCCAGCAGCGAAGGCCGUUAAUUAGCGCAGCGGACCUGGGGCAUUGUUGCUGUAGCUUUCAAAUAAACACGGAUCACAAGCGAUUAUUUGACAGUUUACGUUCAGAAUUGAAAUGGUGGUUAAAAUUUCAAAAAACAAACAAAAGGGAAACGAAAAAAAGGAAUAAAAUAAAUAAAAGAACGUGGCCAAACGUUGGGCGGAAAUGGCCCGUCUGUUCGGUGAUUGGUGGCGCGCACAAGAAGAUCGUGUUUUUCCUCACUUCUAACGGCGCAGACGGGAGAGGAAGCUUUACCAGUCAGUGAGGGCCAAACAGCAACAUAUCCUCCCCUUUCUCCACCCGCUUGCCUCCCAAACUAAAAAGUCUUUUCGAACGGCGAGCGAGGAAGCAGUCAGCUCUCAGACGCACUCGAUUCCGGUCGCACACGAACCUUCCUCAGCCGCACUCUUCGCUUCUGCCAUCUAAAUCAGAUUGGAAGCCGCUUGCUGCCAACAAGAAAGAAAGUCCCUCAACUGUCACGAGCCCUACAGCCUUCUACGAAUUACCUCUUGGGCAUCGUCUAACUAG
Messenger RNA from Daphnia magna, 3172 nucleotides. Its product is annotated as protein SAAL1-like. NCBI's taxonomy places the organism in Eukaryota, Metazoa, Arthropoda, Branchiopoda, Diplostraca, Daphniidae. The transcript is spliced from 8 exons. The coding region runs from base 906 to 2237 and encodes 443 amino acids. The record is from RefSeq and is a predicted model, not a curated record.